AUGAAGUAUAACGCCACCUUGCUUGUCCUACUUAGCGCAAUAUUGAGCGCUGGGAAAGCUUUGAUACGAAAUGGGAACAAUACGCAGGCCUUAGUUCCUGAAAAUGGCGGUGACCCUAGUGGGGGACAGAACAACCCCUCCGGUGAAAACCAAGAUACGUGCGAAGUUCAAAAGAUGGCUGAAGAAAUGAUGGGAAAAAUGAUGAAAGAAAAAGACGUGUUUAGCUCCAUUAUGGAACCUCUCCAGAGCAAAUUAUCCGACAAUCAUCUCUGUUCAACAGUGAAAUAUACGAACAUUUGUCUUCACGAAAAGGAUAAAACUCCCUUGACCUUCCCCUGUACAAGUCCGCAGUACGAACAAUUAAUUCACCACUUUACUUAUAAAAAGUUGUGUAACUCUCAAGUGGCCUUUAACAACGUGUUGCUCAAAUCCUUCAUCAAUAAAAACAACGAAGAAAACACAUUUAACACGAUUAUACAGAAUUACAAAAUUCUGUCCACUUGUAUUGAUGAAGAUUUGAAGGACAUUUAUGAUGCGUCCAUACAGUUAUUCUCCGACAUUAGAGUGUCCGUCACAGAAAUCACAGAAAAGCUGUGGUCUAAAAAUAUGAUCGACGUUUUAAAGACAAGAGAGCAAACCAUUGCAGGUAUUUUAUGUGAGUUACGAAAUGGAAAUAAAUCAACCCUAGUAUCAAACAGUUUGUCAUAUGAAAAUUUUGGGAUCCUCAAGGUUAAUUAUGAAGGGUUAAUGAACCAGGCGUACAAGGCAUUUUCAGACUACUAUUCAUACUUUCCCGAUUUUGCCAUUAAAUUGUUGGAGAAAGGUGGGUUGGUCGAGCGGUUGGUCGCUAUCCAUGAGAGCUUGACCAACUACAGGACGAAAAAUAUUCUCCAGAAAAUCAAUGAGAAGUCAAAAAAUGAAGUCCUGAAUAACGAGGAUAUUAUGCACAGCUUGAGCAGUUACAAGCACCGUGCCGGGAGUACGCGUGGUUCCUUCCUGCAGUCCAGAGGUGCGCACAAUGUUACAAAAGUCGAUGUGAAGGUUGACGAGACCUCCACCACGGGGGGCAACCAAAGCGCAAACAUGGCCGCUGCGGCGCCUAACAAUUCGGGCCCUACCACCGCUGCUGCUGCAAACAGUGCUGCUUCCCCAAACACGGCAGCAACUACCAACACUGCGGCAACUACCAGCGCUUCCAACGAUACUAAUGCUUCUCCCCACACGAAUACUUCCAACGAGGGUGCUUCCACCAGUCCCCUGAGCAACCCCCUGUACGGCACCCGCUACUUGAAGACAAAGGACGUCGUAGUGCUCAUCAGAGAUCUGCUCAAAAACACAAACAUCAUCAAGUUCGAGAAGGACGAACCAACUGGCCAAAUUGACCAUGAAGGAAUUAAAAAACUCAUAGAAAGUUCCUUCUUCGACCUGAGCGACAACACCAUGUUAAUGAGGUUGCUCAUAAAGCCGCAGGCAGCCAUCUUAUUCAUCAUUCAGUCCUUUAUCAUGAUGACACCGUCGCCCACAAGAGACGCCAAAAUUUAUUGCAAGAAAAAUCUAGUUAAUGGCCAGCUAGUACAAACCUCUGAUUUCAGCGAUGCGCACGAGGAAGAAGAUCUGAUAAACGAAUUUUCCAGCAAAUACAAUUUAUUCUACGAAAGGUUGAAGCUGGAGGAGUUGCGCGAAAUUGAACAGAACAGGAAAGCGCUCAAGAAUGCGAAGGGUAGCCUCUCCGUGCUGCAGGUCAGCAAUUCGCAGAAUGGUACCCACGGGAACGGGGUCAAUCAAGUCAUAGGGGACGUCCUCGGCGAAGAAACCAACGACAUCAUCAAGAACAAUGUGGACGCAGAAGCCUUGACAGCCGACGUAGAACAAGCCUUUACAAGCCUCGAAGUAAAGGGUGCAAGUUUUUCUGCAAACUUAUCGCAUGCGCUACUUCUCCUUUCCUCUAUUGCGUUACUCCUAUUCAUCUGUUAA
Plasmodium fragile is the source of this 1974-nucleotide messenger RNA. RefSeq lists its product as uncharacterized. Lineage: Eukaryota; Apicomplexa; Aconoidasida; Haemosporida; Plasmodiidae. The record is from RefSeq and is a predicted model, not a curated record. Bases 1 to 1974 code for a protein of 657 amino acids. The transcript is spliced from 2 exons.